Phymastichus coffea is the source of this 1084-nucleotide messenger RNA. Its product is annotated as homeobox protein Nkx-2.5-like. The transcript is spliced from 3 exons. Gene Ontology annotation, biological process: regulation of transcription by RNA polymerase II; cell differentiation. Lineage: Eukaryota; Metazoa; Arthropoda; Insecta; Hymenoptera; Eulophidae. Bases 84 to 983 code for a protein of 299 amino acids. The record is from RefSeq and is a predicted model, not a curated record. Gene Ontology annotation, molecular function: DNA-binding transcription factor activity, RNA polymerase II-specific; RNA polymerase II cis-regulatory region sequence-specific DNA binding. Gene Ontology annotation, cellular component: nucleus.
GCGCGCUCGAGUGCCCGUCGCCAGCGCAGUCUCCUCCAGGCAGUCCGCGCGCGCGCGCCGCCCCGGCAUGCCCCUGCUGUAGGAUGCUGUCGAGCGCGAGUUCCGCCACGCCGUUCGGGGUGCGAGACAUCCUCAGUGCGGAGCAGGCGGUCGACGCCAUGGACUGCUACCAGACCGAGCUGCAGGCCCAGCACGGCCUGGCCGGCCAGCUGCAGCCCGACUACUACGGCUACGCCGCGCUGCCGGACCCCGGCUGCUGGGACCUGGACAGCAAGCCGAAGGACCAGCAGCUCGCGCCGGGCCAGGCCUUCCAGGCCUACGGCGCCGAGAUGAGCCACGUGCAGCAGCUCGGCCAGGUGGUGCCGCCCGCGCCCUACCAGGACCCCCCGCUGCCCGAGGACGGCGACCUCGUCACCUCCAGCAGGACCGAGCUGCGCAAGAGCCAGUCCUGCAAGCGGACCAAGCGGAAGCCGCGCGUGCUCUUCUCGCAGACGCAGGUGUACGAGCUGGAGCAGCGCUUCAAGCAGCAGCGCUACCUGAGCGCGCCCGAGCGCGAGCUGCUGGCCCAGGCGCUCAAGCUGUCGAGCACGCAGGUGAAGAUCUGGUUCCAGAACCGGCGCUACAAGAGCAAGCGCGCGCGCAUCGAGGACGCGGAGAAGCUGCAGAAGGGCGCCGCCGGGCCGCGGGCUCUGCCGGGCAGGCGGCCAGGGCCGCCCGCGCCGCCCGCGCCGCCCGCGCCGCCCGAGCCCGCCAAGCCGCCGGGCCUGGCGUUCGGCUGCUGGCCCGCGGCCUGCGCGCCGCCCGAGCACGCCGGCCCCGCCUACGCCCCGGCCAGGGGCCCGCCGCCCGGCGACGCCCCCGCGCCCGCGGACCUGGGCUUCGGCUUCCCGGCGCCGGCCAACCCCCCCUACCCCGCCAUGCAGCCCUACUACGGCUUCGUGGAGCAGGCCGCGAUGGACCAGAGCUACCAGAGGUUCUGGUGAACGCGCUGCGCCGCCCGCUCCUCGCGCGUCCGAGGCGCCCUUGUAAAGACUCUCUAGCCAGUAACUAGUGUUUAAGCGCUCCUGCGAGCAACCAAAGAUUC